This is a messenger RNA of Anneissia japonica, 1551 nucleotides long. Its product is annotated as cell adhesion molecule 2-like. The coding region runs from base 32 to 1423 and encodes 463 amino acids. The transcript is spliced from 2 exons. NCBI's taxonomy places the organism in Eukaryota, Metazoa, Echinodermata, Crinoidea, Comatulida, Comatulidae. The record is from RefSeq and is a predicted model, not a curated record.
CAACACAAUAAGGUUUGUUUUCACUUUAAAUAUGAUAAUGCUGAUUGAAUUAUUUUUGUUGUUUAUGACUUAUAUUUGUUCUUCGAACUCUUUUACUGGAUUCGAAUUAGAGCCAUUAAACAAAAAGCAAUCGGAGGGCGGAAUAGCUUAUUUCAAUUGUAUGGUGACUGGUCUUAAAGAGGUGGAAUACGUUUCUUGGAUUCAUGAUGGUAAGAAAAUAAGUGAAAAUGGCAUAAUCAUUGACAAAAAUGUAGGUGAUCGAUAUGUCGUAGAUGGUAAUAGUUUGCUUGGUACAUUUCAUUUGCAUAUACAAAACAUUCAACGAAAGGAUGAUGGGCAGUUUGUAUGCACAGUGUUUAAAAAUGGUGACCAGUUGGUUGCACAGUCGCAGCCAGCAAACUUAACAGUGCUUCAAGUUCCUCGACAACAUUAUCCAAUUUGUUCGGCAAUUUCAGCAAGUUAUAUUGCUGGUACAAAUAUUGAUUUCACAUGUAGAUCUGAAAUAACAGACCCUCCUGUGCAGUUAAAAUGGAAACGGAACAGUGUUGACGUUACGUCACAAGUUGAAGCAAAUAUCGGUGCAGAUUACAUAGUUUCAUAUUCAAUAGUAGCCAGUGAAAACGAUAAGGGUUCAAUAUUUACAUGUGAAUUGACAACUUCUGCAAAUUCAGCUAUUCAACGGAAUUGUACUAGUGGGCCAAUCAACAUCCUGUAUGCUCCACACGUGCGUAUAAAACAAACAGACCUCGUAGUGCUCGGAAAAGAAGCUAUUUUCAUUUGCUACAGUGAUUCAAAUCCAGCAGAAGUAAAAUUUGAAUGGGUGUUUAAUCCACCACUCGAUGAAAGCGUGUACACGUUAGAAAAUGAACGAAUUUUGAGAAUUUCCAAUAUAAAAGCAUUUUUAAAUGGUUCAUUUGUUGAAUGCAAAGUAACGAAUUCCAUUGGAAGUCAGUCACAUAUUUUAAGAAUUGAUAUUUAUAAUUCUUAUUCAGAAACAGUUAAGAUCCCAUCAAAAAAAGAAAGAGUAAAAUCAGGAAAUGAGGAAAAUAACAUAGAAACUGAAAACGAUAAAACCAAAAGCAAACAUGAAAGGCCACAGUCCAUCGCUCCUGGGGGAACUAAGAAUAAACAGGAAAACUUUUCAAUAUCACUAAUCGUUGCCAUUGCAGUAGCAUGUAUUGUGAUAAUAUUGGGCUUAGCUUUAAUACCUGUCGGUUACAUGAGAUACACACGCAGACAGCCUGGUGACACCGUCAGUCGAGGAAGACCUGUUUCUAUACCUGAAGUAUACUUUGAGCCUAAGGAUCACGUCGAUGCUAUGCUGCCACAGGUAGGCUUAGGAGCUCCAUGGAUGAGGACAGUAGGAGUUCAGGUUCCUGGCGAAUGUGAAUACGAUGUGACGUAUACUCAGGAUUUCACAUAGAGCCAUCAAACAAAAAACAACCGGAGGGUGGAAUAGUUUAUUUCAAUUGUAUGGUGGUUGGUCUUGACAAUUUGGAAUACGUUUCAUGGAUUCAUGAUGGUCAGAAAAUUAGUAAAGAUGGAACAAUC